Molecule: messenger RNA, 876 nt
Organism: Angiostrongylus costaricensis
Lineage: Eukaryota; Metazoa; Nematoda; Chromadorea; Rhabditida; Metastrongylidae
Source: the annotation of a GenBank genome assembly
AUGCAUAGCUUAUCUCAUGGAUUGAUCAGCGCCAAAAGAUUUAUUCUUUUGUUAUAUAAGCUGCUAGUAAGUAGUAAUGGUAAACAGCAAAGUGAUGACAGUGAUGCUUCUGAUAUCAUAACAAUAAAUAUCGUCAACGGUAAUGCUAACGAGAAUGAAGGCAGGCUGUUCACAAAAAAUUCUUUUGUUUAUGAGUGUCGGAAUGAUGUACUUGUAGGGUACGUGGCUGGUGGUGCCUACUUCAUACGAUAUUGGGAAUCGUGGUCGUUUUUUGACGCCUUUUACUUCUGCUUCGUCACGGUGACAACUAUUGGAUUCGGAGAUAUCGUUCCAUUGAAUGUCGACUUUUUUCCUGCCACUCUAGCAUAUAUCAUACUCGGUCUCAUAAUCACAACGAUGUGUAUUGAUCUUGUCGGGAGCGAAUACAUUCGCGACAUUCAUUUCUAUGGACGAAGUCUCGGCAGAUCCUUUAUGACAAUCGGCGGAAAGGUUGUACAUUUGGGUGAAGUAUUCGGCUACGUGGCAUUCCUUCAGAAGAACUACGGUUUAACACCGGAACAGUUAAACAAAUUGGCUCAACUACCUGAAGAGUAUCUCUUGGACUGCCUUAUAAAUGGUCGUCAGCCAGAUUUGAACUGGAUCACCGGUCGUCCCUACGUACCACCCGACAUUUACUACUUUAAGUGGAUAGAGCAUCCAAGGACGCUCUCGUUCGCUUCAGAUCGGGUGUUAGCGAGUAUGGAAAGCCUCGAUCUGAACACUAGCAGGUGCUCAACAGCUCGUACGCUCACACCUCGUGAAUACUAUCAGAAGAUAUUGUUUCAAUACUGUAAACAAAUGCAACCGGAUGACCAAAUAGUCGACAUCGAUCAAUAG